ACACCACAAGCACCUGCGAUGCGACCGGUCUUCUCUCCUCUCCAUCUCUCUGUUCUAUAACACCUAUUAGUCUUGCUGAUCAUAUCCUUGUACGAUAUCCCACGGUGCGCCAUUGGCGCCCUGAUUCCAGCGCCGGAUUGACCCACCCUCCAUCCAGUCAGCCUCUGAAGCCAUGAUGCAGGACAAGCAUGUCCUGCCGGCAGUGGCGACGGCGGUGCUCGUGUCCGCCAUGGUGUUGACGUAUAUUUCCUCAAAAAGCAGGCGUCAUGGCUGUAAAGGCGAAAAGCGCCAUAUGUCGGACCUCGUGCGCUCGAACAUUCAAGACCUGACACCGUACCGAUGCGCUCGAGACGACUACAGCGAAGGCGUGCUGCUGGACGCCAAUGAGAACAGCUAUGGUCCAUCAUUGGUGGCGGGUCAGGGCACGGUGGAUCUGGAAGGGUUAGACUUGAACAGGUACCCUGACCCUCAGCAGCUGGAGGUGAAAGCCUUGCUCGCGGAGAUGAGAGGGGUGAGGCCGGAGCAGAUCUUUGUCGGGGUUGGGAGCGACGAGGCUAUCGACCUUCUCGUCCGCAUCUUCUGUACUCCUGGAGAGGACUCCAUCAUCGUGACACCCCCGAGCUACGGCAUGUACAAGGUUUGCGCCAAGGUCAACGAUGUUCAAACGCAAGAGGUGCCGUUGACACCGGACUACGACGUGGUAGUUUCUGAGGUUCUCCGAGCGGCCACCCCUUCAUCCAAGAUCCUCUUCCUGUGCUCCCCAGGCAACCCCACCGGCAAGAGCAUACCCGCGUCCGUCGUUAGAGACAUUGUCAGGGGUGGCUUCGACGGCGUCGUUGUCGUCGACGAGGCGUACGUGGACUUUUCCGGCAAAGACAGCGCGUGCUCGCUGAUCGACGAGCUGGACACUGUGGUGGUCUUGCAAACGCUGUCGAAGGCCUUCGGGCUGGCGGCCAUACGAAUGGGCUUUGCUUACGCGAAUGAACACAUCAUCCAGUACAUGAACAACGUCAAGGCUCCGUACAACGUCAACCGCCUCACCCAAGAGGUCGCCGUUCGAGCCCUCAAGGACCGCAGCCUUUACGAGGACCGGGUCACCACCAUCCUCGACGAGCGAAUACGGCUGCAGGAAGCACUGCGGCGCUACAGCUUUGUGAAAGAGGUCAAGGAGUCGGAUGCCAACUUUUUCCUCGUCCAGGUGGACCACGCGCAGGAGAUCUACAAGCGCAUGGCCAACAACGGAGUCGUGGUGCGAUUCCGCGGCAACGAGCUUCACUGCAAGGAUUGUCUGCGGGUGACUGUCGGGACUGCGGAGGAAAACAACCGCCUCUUGGAACUCCUCGAGAAAACCGUCGCAACGAUCUCGGCUCCGUAGUCACCUACAUUCAGGGUUGUUGGAUAUCAAUCUAGAUCAAGGGUUCGUUGGUGGACAAAAGUGCUGACUUUCGCUCAUAAACAAUUAGUACAUGCACAGCCGCCGCUGUGACAUGUUGCGAAAUGACGUCAUUUUGGACCGGCUUGGCUCCCAACGGUGAUAAUCUAACAGCUGCAGGUGGUGUGAGGGUGCAGGCAUGCGGCAAGACUUGCCGAGGUUUGUUUUCUUCGAAGCGAAUCAAGACUGAGUCGGUCAUCCUCACUUUACGCGCUGAUGUGUGGUACAGGACGUUUAUUGGUUAGCUCACUGAGCCCAUGCCCUUGUUUUGCACGUUCUUGCUUGAAGCAGGCGUCUGUAUCCCUGUAAGGUAAACGGGGUUCUUGUUCUGUUUGCUACCACGAUUGGUCCAUGAAAAGCACACGGCUUUCUGGGUGGAUAUCGUGAACACCAGCAGUAACAUCGGGCACCCCUUCAGUUCAAACGUGAAUGUGUUCGGGAAGUGUCUUGUACGACAAGGAGAUAGAUUGGUACGUGUCUGAGCUGGGAAAUGGAGAAGGAAAGUACAGGGAGGUGUUUGAGGCAAGGAAUAGCCAGGAACGGUAGGUGGAUACAAUAUUUGGGGCAUUGGAAGCUAGUUGAAUGAGCGGCAGCUGUGAUAUCGAUAGGGUAUGCCUAGAUAGGCUAGGGACGUUGCUGGGCCACCUUCGGCAAAGUAGGAAGGAUUGAUUGGCUGUUUGAUCGGUGUUGUGGGAAUAUGCUCGGCCCUCUGGAGGACGCGCAGCCAGUGCACGAAGGCAUGCAAAACAUGAG
Ectocarpus sp. CCAP 1310/34 is the source of this 2185-nucleotide messenger RNA. NCBI's taxonomy places the organism in Eukaryota, Phaeophyceae, Ectocarpales, Ectocarpaceae. The record is from the annotation of a GenBank genome assembly.